AAAACAACCAAAGAAUGCACCGCAGGGUGAGCCUCAGAAUGAGCGCCAGAAUGAGUGCCUGGAGCACCAGAAUAACUCUCUGAAUGACUCUCAGGAUGAGUCCCAGGAGUCCCAGAGUGGAGAAACCGACUCUAGUGGCAUGGAACUGGAAUUAUACGGCGCUCGCUUCCAGAGUACCGAAUCUGAAGCUUCAUUCGAUGCCUUGCCAGCGCCCAUGGAUCUUCCUGGGGCUAAUGGGCAGGAAAAUUCUCCUCCGGAGUUCACCGAUUGCGAAAGUUAUCUCAGCUAUCAUCUGGACAGGUUGCAGCAAAUUUUGGCCACUCAGUGCUCAGAUCCUUUCUGGAAUAAACUGCCUCUGUCCCGAAAGCCAGUUGAAGACAAACCCUUGAACGUCCAGAUGAACGACAGGCAAUUUCAACGACUGGACUUGGAGGCAGAUGCCUUUUUGACGCAGUCUAGGGCCAUGCAUCAGAUGUGGUUGCAUGGUAAUAGACCGAUUUAGAAACCAUAGUCAAAGCCCACUAAACCACGGUUAACAAAACAGA
This is a messenger RNA of Drosophila subobscura, 545 nucleotides long. RefSeq lists its product as uncharacterized. The record is from RefSeq and is a predicted model, not a curated record. The transcript has a single exon. NCBI's taxonomy places the organism in Eukaryota, Metazoa, Arthropoda, Insecta, Diptera, Drosophilidae. The coding region runs from base 140 to 502 and encodes 120 amino acids.